AUGGCCCAACCAGACUCAUUCUCGAAUCUCCACACUCGUAAACAACCAAUGCAAUACAAUUCGACGUCAGGUGUUGGCAAUAUGCCACAGUUCUCGUCGCAGCCUGCAAUGGGGCAACAGCGGAUGCCACAGCGCAGACCUGCCCAUCAAUUCUUUCAGAAACCUACCGCUUCGGCAGCUCCAGUACAGCCUUUGUUACAUAAUGUAGGACCUUCUAAUCAGCAGGCCGGUGCUGCUGCCUUCCCUCAGGACGCUCAUCCUCCGGUGUCGAAUAUGGCUCCGUCUCAGCAGUUUCAAUCAAUGCCAACAGGCUUCCAGCACCGUCAUACGGUGCAUGGAAAUAACUUUGAUGGAUAUGGCGGCGGAAAUGCUCCGGACCAUACGCUGCAGAGUGGCAGCAAUCCACAUCUGCAUGUGCAGUAUCCUCAGCAAGUGCAACAGGCUGAUUUUAUUAAUCAGUUUUCCAGCAACCCGAUGGCAGGACUGGCAAUGAACAGUGCACAGGAUUUCCUCCAGAAGCAAUCAGAGAUGUACCUUCCGGGAGCUUAUGGCGUUUGGGGCAGCCUCAAAUACUAUUUUACUGUCAACAACUCUUACGUCAAGAGUCGUCUUAAGAUCUUGCUGCUUCCAUUUCGACACAAGAACUGGCGCCGUAUAGGCAACGGCGAGCAAGAUGAAUCAAAGCCGAUGCAGUACGCCCCUCCGACUUGUGACAGCAACGCACCAGAUCUCUACAUCCCGUUGAUGGGCUUUCUCACCUACAUACUGAUUGUAGGCUAUUCCAAGGGCACUUCAAACCAGUUCAGCCCAGAUGUGAUCUCCAAGGAUGCAAGCUACUGUCUUGUGAUGCAGCUGAUCGAAAUCGGGGUACUGGCCGCCUGCCUUUACGUGCUAAACAGCUCCAUCUCGUUCCUUGAUUUGGUAUCCUUUUCCGGCUACAAGUAUAUUCCGUUAGUAAUUAAUACGGUCGUCUUUCAGCUACUCGGCUCCAUCGCCUAUUACGUGUCGCUUCUGUACACUGGUGUUGCUGUGUCAUACUUUACGCUCAACUGCAUGAAAGGAAGUGUAGCUGAACCAACUCCUGAAAACCGCCUUUUUCGAAACUAUCUGCUCUUUGGUGUUUCGUGUUUGCAGCUUGUCCUAGUGUGCUGGAUUUCUUACACCACCGCACCUGGCGAGUAG
This is a messenger RNA of Peronospora belbahrii, 1182 nucleotides long. The record is from the annotation of a GenBank genome assembly. Lineage: Eukaryota; Oomycota; Peronosporomycetes; Peronosporales; Peronosporaceae.